Mesorhabditis spiculigera is the source of this 954-nucleotide messenger RNA. Lineage: Eukaryota; Metazoa; Nematoda; Chromadorea; Rhabditida; Rhabditidae. The record is from the annotation of a GenBank genome assembly.
AUGAUCACACUGGUGGCUAGAAACACUUCCCCCGCUACUCCCUCCCGCAACGACCUCCUCUCGCAAGAGAUGAUCAUGCUGAAGGAGUACACCAACGAGCAUGAGCUCACCGAAGCCCUCAAUGCCACGAAGUCCUUUCCUGAACUUCUGAUGACGCAUUUCUGCAUCCACAACCUCCUGUACAAGAAGUACCAAUUCAAGAACAUCCGCAUCUUCUCCUAUCCUUAUCACAACUCCAUCUACUGGUACCUCUUCGAGAUCCGCCGUGGAGCCACACCCCAAGUGACCAUCGCUCAAGGUGUCGGCCGACACGACUCUACCGCUUUCCUAACUGGACUUCGCCUAUUUUUGGAAAAGAUCCACGACCAGGUCCGGGACACCGGAUUCCUCAUCGGAGCCGAGGAGCACCUGCAAUUUGAUAUUGCCACCAUCUUCGAACAAAUGCUCCCCAGCCAUCAGCUCGCUCCUAAGAGCCGCAACACUUUCUUUUACAUGACGAAGGAACAAACGGAAGACCUCGCCUCCGCAGAUCUAACCGUUCCUUAUGGCUACUCCCAUUCCGAAGUCGACCUCGAGAAGGAUUCUCAACUUAUCCACGACGCUUGGGAAUUCGCCACAACACUCGAGCACACCAAGACUCGGCUUGCUGAGCUUCCAUCAGCCGUCAUCCGCGACGCCGAUGGGAACAUCGCCUCCUUCGAGAUGAUGAGCCAGUAUGGCGCCGUCUGCAACCAGUACACUCUUCCCGACAAGCGUCGCCAAGGACUGGGACGCCUUGUUGAGAUGCAGCUGGCACAGAAGGUGGUCUUGGCUGGUCAAGUGCCAUUCAAGACCGUGCCUUCCCUCCUUGCCGACGUCGUCCGCAGGUCGGCCGAGUCGCCCUUCUGGUCUACCUUCACCCGCAACGGCGAGCCGGUCACGUUUGUCUUCCAAACGGCCGCCGUACGGGAUUCG